Pichia kudriavzevii is the source of this 651-nucleotide messenger RNA. RefSeq lists its product as uncharacterized. Lineage: Eukaryota; Fungi; Ascomycota; Pichiomycetes; Pichiales; Pichiaceae. The transcript has a single exon. The coding region runs from base 1 to 651 and encodes 216 amino acids. The record is from RefSeq and is a predicted model, not a curated record.
AUGAAUAUACUCUUAAUCCUUGCGACGAUGAUCCACGGGGCUUUGUGUGUUUGGGAGCCGUUAAUGAGAGACAACUCAAGUAGAAUCGAUGCCCUAAAUACCCUUGGAUGUAUCCAAGCCAGUGAUCCCAGUGUGUCAUUUGAUGUAUACAUUGGCAGAAGUAACGAUUUGGUAUUAGUGCCAAACGAGCCACUUCGGAGGGGAUCGAGGGUGUCCCGACAUGCGUUUCGGUGUUUGUGUUACUACGGGUACAACAUUAUGUUUUCCAUGGAGGAUCCUUCCCCUUACACUAAGAGGUUGAGAUUACUGGGUGAUUUAGAUGGUGUAUUAGAGAGGAGUGAAGAUUUCCCCGAAGUUAGUAGGCUGCAACCAAUAGGAGAAUUUAUAAUGGGAGAGCAAAACCUUGAGGGAGAUGAUGACGAAGACGAUGAUUGGGAUGACUAUGAGGAGGAAAGUCAAAGUGAGACUGAUGAUCGGGAUUUCAGUGGGAAUAUCAGGAGUUUCCCCAUGGAGCCGCCCACAUGGAGUGAGAGUGAUAGCGGCGAAGAGUACGAGAGGUACACCAACAUAGACUACUAUAGAUAUGCCUACCAAAUGGAGUCGAUGCUGGUAUCGAACAUGGGUAUUCUGAUUGGCAUGUCGAGCAAGUAA